Molecule: messenger RNA, 6795 nt
Organism: Anarrhichthys ocellatus (wolf-eel)
Lineage: Eukaryota; Metazoa; Chordata; Actinopteri; Perciformes; Anarhichadidae
Gene: gnao1a
Product: guanine nucleotide binding protein (G protein), alpha activating activity polypeptide O, a
Exons: 8
Coding region: 615-1679 (354 amino acids)
Biological process (GO): adenylate cyclase-modulating G protein-coupled receptor signaling pathway; G protein-coupled dopamine receptor signaling pathway
Cellular component (GO): cytoplasm; heterotrimeric G-protein complex
Molecular function (GO): GTP binding; GTPase activity; G-protein beta/gamma-subunit complex binding
Source: RefSeq, a predicted model, not a curated record
GCAACCUGCAAUUGAACGAAUGAACUAACGAACGACCAAGCCCCUGCUGGAGCUACCGGGAGGCAGUAGAGAGUCACAGAGCGAGUCCCCGCCGCCCGCCUCGGAGGAGCCAAACGGAGGAAGAGCCACUGUGAGCCGCCGUGAGAACGUCGUGCUGGAAUCAAACGAUGCGAGCGCUGCUCACCGCCGCCAAGUAACACACGACCUACUGUCCACGACUGGAGAGGAAGAGAACCGUUACCGUGAUUUACCGACAGAAAAAACAGAAGAGAGAGGAAGGACGGACCACUACCGAGGCCACGCUUGAGAAACGGACCAACUGCGGUGGCUGCAACGAGUUGCGUUUGCGCUGUGGAUCAAACCGAGAGGAUCCUUGAUUUUAAAUGCGUUAACGGUACCGUACCCCCGGUUUGAGAGCGCGAGAGAGGGAGCUGCCCAGAGAGCCAGAGAAAGCGGGAUCGAAGGCAGAGCUCACAAAAGGAGGAAAUUAACCAAGACGGAAGAAAAAAAAAAUAUUUGCAACCAGCUUUGGUUCCACGCACAAGUGUCGUUUUUUUUCUUUUGUUCCGUGGGUCCCGGUAAUCGGUUAAGCUAUCAAGCUGUGUUCUCUAACCAUGGGAUGUACUCUGAGCGCAGAGGAGAGGGCGGCUCUGGAUCGGAGCAAAGCCAUCGAGAAGAACCUGAAGGAUGACGGUGUCACCGCGGCCAAAGAUGUUAAGCUGCUGCUGCUCGGGGCUGGAGAGUCAGGGAAAAGCACCAUCGUCAAACAGAUGAAGAUCAUCCAUGAGGACGGUUUCUCUGGCGACGACGUAAAGCAGUACAAGCCUGUCGUUUACAGCAACACCAUCCAAUCUCUGGCUGCCAUCGUUCGUGCCAUGGAUACACUGGGGCUGGAAUACGGAGACAAAGAACGGAAGGCGGAUGCUAAGAUGGUGUGUGAUGUGGUCAGUCGUAUGGAGGACACAGAGCCUUACUCUGCCGAGCUGCUCUCCGCCAUGAUUCGCCUGUGGUCCGACUCAGGCAUCCAGGAGUGUUUCAGCCGCGCCCGCGAGUACCAGCUCAACGAUUCAGCGCAGUACUACCUAGACAGCCUAGAUCGGAUCGGUGCCCCAGACUACCAGCCCACAGAGCAGGACAUCCUGAGGACCCGAGUGAAGACCACAGGCAUCGUCGAGACACACUUUACCUUCAAAAACCUCCACUUCAGGCUGUUUGAUGUGGGAGGUCAGAGGUCGGAGAGGAAGAAGUGGAUCCACUGUUUUGAGGAUGUCACAGCUAUCAUUUUCUGUGUGGCGCUCAGCGGAUAUGACCAGGUGCUGCAUGAGGACGAGACCACGAACCGUAUGCACGAGUCUUUGAAGCUGUUUGAUUCCAUCUGUAACAACAAGUGGUUUAAGGAAACCGCUAUCAUUCUCUUCCUGAACAAGAAGGACAUCUUUGAACGCAAGAUCACCAAGUCUCCACUGUCCAUCUGCUUCCCUGAGUACACUGGUCCAGACACUUACUUGGAGGGAAUAGACCACAUUAAGUGUCAGUACGAGAGCAAGAACAAGUCACCCAGCAAAGAAGUCUACUCCCAUGUGACCUGCGCUACGGAUACCGACAACAUCCAGUUUGUCUUUGAUGCUGUCACUGACGUCAUCAUAGCAAAUAACCUGCGAGGGUGUGGCCUGUACUGACGAAGACGUUAAAUGUUAGCCAAUGGAUGACAGAUGUUUGACUUGUGUUUACCGUACCAGUUCGUAGCACAUAUUAUGUGUGGCCCAUGUCAGUAAUCAUAUGAUAGCCAGUCAAAGAUGGGGCACGGGCUGUGUUUAUGAUGUCCCCAUACUGCUUUAUUGUAAGGCUUGACUCUUAAUUCAUGUAUUGAUUGGUUGAGUGAUUGGUUGAGACUUCUUCUAAUGUAUUUGACUUCCUCCUUAAGAAGAAGAAUUUCCAAUAGCUCCGUGCAUUUAGUUGUAGCUAAACUCCAAAUCUUUUGCCGGUGUGCUGCAGACAUCCUGCACAAUAGCUCCUGUCGACUCUCCAGGGAUAUAAGGUUCCUGAGACUUGUUUGUUCAUGCAGUACCGCCUUACUCAAAGAACUGGACUGGUUGCUAAUUAACAGCAGCCAUCUUAUAAGGGUUCACCAGCAGUCCACCAAACUGGUGUAAUGGGAAUCACUCCUCUACCCCAAAGUAUUUCUAAACAUUUCAAUUUAAAUAGGAGUUGCCAAUCUUCUUUGCCUUAGACUUGUGCCUUAAUUACACAAAGGGCCAACGUGAAAGUGACUAUAUAAGUAUGUUGUUAGUCAGGGUCAAGCUCAGGUCACUCCAAGUUUACAUCAGAAGGAUGCUCCUCAGACUUUAUUAUGAGCAUGUCAUGUUAAAGUGUUGACAAGUGUCCAGCUUUCUCAGAAGAAAUUGAAAGUGAAGUCAUCAGCAAAAAAAAAGUGUUUCUAUAUAUGUUGUGUGAAAUAGCUUUUGUGUGCACCGUCUUCAUUUUGUUGUAUUUGUUGUGUAAUUGGUUUUAUUCUGUUUUCUGAUGACAGUCCUGCUCUGAUGUAGGAGCUGCGCUGCAGAGUGUCUGACUGCAUAGUUGCACUACGGAGCUCCAAAAUACUCCGUAUUUAUGCAACAGGAUAUUAUGAACUGAAUCAUCAUAUUCAUAAAUACUGUAAGAAAAGAUGAAGCAUCAUUGUGAAAUUCUUAGAAAAAAAAUCAAACUUAACUCAUUAUUAUGAAGUGUGUAUUAUUUUCACAAUAAAACGUUUAAUUUUUUAUUUGUAAAAGCAGUUGCUGAGAGGCUUGGACCACAUGAUGUGAGAGAGGGCAAAGCAAUAGUAAGAGUAAAGCUCCAUUUGCAUGGGCCUAGUAUUAAGCCCCCACGUCUGUCCCGUCCCCACGGAUAUCAUAUCGAGGCUCUGCGUAAUGGCGAAAUAUGUUGAAAAAUUACGAACAUGGCAUAUUUUCACAAAUUUAACAUCACAGAUAAUGUCCCCAGGUAACCUGUAGUGCUUUGCACUAUCAUUAGAAACAUGAAAAAAUAUACUUAAAAAAAAAAAGUAAUUUCAAAAAUAUGUCAUGAAAUAACAUGUCCGUUUUAAUUAUUGUUCGAUCAUUUAAAAUUGUAUUUUUAUUUUCUGUAUUUUAUCAUAUUUGUUUCAUUUAGUGUUAGUGUUAGUUAAAAUGAUGUCUCAUUCAUUGGUUUAAUAUUACUCUUUUUGUAGUUUCAUAUCAAACAGCGUGACGCCUUGCUUAACAUAAUGAUUCAACAUGUAGGACCUGCUCUCCUCUGGCCUUUUAGAAACACACGGACUCGGAACAGACUAUCAGUGUCAAUACAUCAAAGCCUUUCCUCAGUCACACUCUUGUCUUUUUGUUCACUGUAUUUUGAAUUGAUGGCACUUAAAGGCCCAGUAUGUCCAAUUUAUGUGUAGGAUUUCUCAGUUUACAGAUCUUUUUUUUUUAGCUGAUAAAAAGCUUAAUCGUCCUUAACGAUAGCUAAUUGGUUUCCAGAUUGCAUUUUGGCCAAUGUGUUCCGCCUCUAUUGCUCCCCAGGAACUGUACUUGUAUGUAGCCAAAGCCUGCUCAAAUUAGGUCAACAUUACCUCAACUACAAACGAAAACCCAAAUCUUGGAUUGUCGGUUUAUAUGCAUAGUCUGUUUAUAGCGGUUAUGGUUUGAGCAAUGGCUGCUUGUCAUCUUAUCGAAAUUCAAAGGAAGAGCGCCAUUAGUGUUUUGGCCUUAGAUGCAUUUCGUUUGAGACGAAGUAUGUUUUGGUACCUAUAGAAGAAGGUUAUUGAAAGGUUAUUGGCAUUAUCAUUUAUUUGUUUUUGAAUAUUUGAAGAUACAGCACAGAUUUAUUCUUUUGGGAUUGAUAUUUCAGCCUCAUGUUCCAGCAUUCAUGUGUCACAAUAGAUCAGCUACAAGAGGUUAGGGUUCUGACUCAAACAGACAAUUCAAAGAUAAUGCCUCAGAGUAAGCAUUGAUUUUAUAGGGCCCAGGGACAACAUCGACUGUGUGGAGCUGCACAGUGUAACAUCUUUAUUGUCCACCUCUCUGCCUUAAUAAGCCAGAGGUGAGCUUUGAACGAUUGUGUGCUCGUGGGUACAUAUAGUCCUCUGGGACCAGAUUGUCUACCUUGUUACUAUUGUUUCAGCCCCGAUAUUUUGCUUUCUGCUGAGCGAGUUGCAUUUCUGCUGGAUAGUCGUCCCAGAGCUGCUGGACGAUUGAGGUUUGAUGUAGUGCACGGCUUAGCGGAAAUGAAAAGUGCUGUGUGCAUUUUGUGGGAACAGUUCAAAAUUGAGCCUUGACAUUAAAGCCAAAGAGAUGCGUAUAAUACCAGGAAAGUAUCACCAGCUCCUCCCUUCUCUCCUUCUAAGCAGCAUAAUAGAGUUUUCUCUGUCUGUGGGACUUUGUUGAGUUGACCGAGCUGAGUGUGUUUGCAGCUUCACUGGUAUGAGAGCUCUCUGGCAAACAGAGUUAGCCAGCUUCUUUAUUUAUUCAUGAGCAGGGCAUUUGCUCCAUUCCACUCCUCCCUCCACUUAAAACAGCGAGGGCCUGUCUGCUUCAAGCUGCCAUUAUUUUUUCUUUUUUUUUUUAAACAGGUAGAUGAUGUCAUCGGCUCUUCCCGCUGCAUCUUUGCCAACUUUCCCAAAUUAGAGAGCUGCCUAAGGCUGUUGAUCAGCCUGCUUUGUGUGUGCGUUUCUGUCUGUGUAUCUUGUGUGUAUGUGUGUGUGUUUACCAAUUGUAUAUAGUUACCUACAUGUAGUACUUGAUAGUACAGGAAAGGUCAGUGUGUGUGUGUGUGUGUGUGUGUGUGCAUGCGUGGUUGUUUGUGUGUGUUUGUGUGUGUUUGUUUGUGUGUGUGUGUGUGUGUGCGUGCGUGCGCGCCUGCCUGUAUACACAUGCAUGUCUAUGUAUUGUGUGAGCUACAACAUCAGCCCGUUGGGGGGGUUGUGGUGGAGUCAGUAUCUGUGGAUUAAUUACCCAGAAGGCACCUGUCUACCCUUUCCACACAUAGGCCCUCAACACACACACAAACGCACACUGAAGACAUAAACACACCCAUGAGACUUCAAAAUGUCACCUUAAUUGCCCGUGCCAAAUAAUAUCACCAUAUCCAACCAAAGAGCCUCAGAUGUUUUUCGGUUUGUUUGCCAAACACGAAGACCGCGGCUCAAAGUCUUCUCCUCUGACUUAUUACAUUUAAUACAUAAUGGGAACUUUAAGCGAUCUGCAUCACCUUUGGAGAUGUGACUUUAAAUUAACAUAAAACAUCAAACGCUGUUGUCCUGAAACAAUGUCAGCAUAAGUCCACAUAAAAGAUUUCUAUGAUUUCUAUGAAUCUUCUGUCAGUGGUUACAUGGGACAUUGAAAACCACUUUUAUUUGUAAUUUGCAUAGAAGCCAAACAGGCUGAGCCUUUCAAAGAGGUUAUUUUAGAGAACAGCACAGUUUACGACUUUACCCUGUCACUGAAAACAUGUUUAAAUCAGCAUUUGCUGUAUUAACAAUUUUAAUUAAUUUUUUCCCCGAUACAUUUAGCAACAUGUCUUUUUGCCUGAAAGCCAAACCAGCAGUAGACGUGAGCUGUGGAACAAUAAGCUGGGUAAAAAUUUCAUAUUUAAAUCAAUUGCUACGUAUCAUAUACAGUAUACUUUAAUAAAUGCCUUUUUUGGGGGUUAAUCCUAGUUUUAUACAGUAUUGAAAUUACCUUGCAGACACCUGAAACAGGAUUGUUGUGUCAGAGUUCACCAAACUCACGUUUGUGCGUUUUUACUCCUCUUCUGAGAGAGUCCAGUAAUUGUGCCGAUGCCAUCAGGAUUAAUUGACUGAUUUUGCUGCGCAAUGUUGCCAUUUAACAUGCUGAUAGGAUACCAGGAUGUAUAGUAUUUGGACCAUAUAUAUUGGCUCUAAACCAAGAAAUGGAGAAAUUACACCAGGGGCCAGGCUGAGAGGUUAGUGGGUAAUGUAGUUUAAGUCCCAGUGAUAAAUAAUAGUCCUAUAGGCUGCAGGGAAGGAGAGAUGUGUGGGUAAUGUAGUCUAAGGUCAUGCUAGAGAGGGUUUAUGGGUAAUAGUGUUUUUUUUUAAAUUUAUUUUAGGUGGAUGGGUCUGACGUGAAUAGUACAAUCAGUGGUUCAUUCAGGUAACAACGGUCCGAUUAUAUCUGGGCAGCAGGUGGUGGCACAAAAGAAAUGUUAGCACCAUGUGCCACUCAAUGCCUUAGCUACAUAAACAAUUUCUGAAAUCCCACAAUGGCAGCCAAACUUGAUUUGAUUUGUUACACAUGUCAGAUGUCAGAAAGAGCUUCUGUGGUGUUGUUUUGCUGACUUAUUUAUGCCUAAAGUUUUGAAAUAGAGUUUUACCUGUAAAUGCUUUUGAGUCGUCCAAUAACAUGUCCAGCUGCCACUCAAUAAAAAGAGCACUUAAGCUUCUCCUGCUCCACUGCUGGACUGGGAGAGCAUUCAGGAAGCCGCAGGGCACAUGACCGUAAUGAACUUGUGCAGAAUGAAGGAGACGGAGCUGGUAAAAGUCCUUGCGCUCAUCAUGCUCUCAACUCUUACUGCUGCGUCAUUUAACCCCUCUCUCAAUGCCAACCAACGUCCCAUCUGUACUGUACAGAUCCCCUACAGCCAAAUCUACAGUCCUGUUUAUUGUGGUUCUGCGUGUAUGUGUGUGUGUGUGUGGUGUAUCUUACUGAGCGCUGUAAGUCAAAUGUAUCUGCUGCAUCCUCCUCACUGCUGUGAUAAUUUAUUAAAAGUUGUAUUUAUACAUAAGAGAAACAACAAUAAAGCACCACAUGAGUAACUUGA